Messenger RNA from Echinococcus granulosus, 936 nucleotides. RefSeq lists its product as hypothetical. The transcript is spliced from 3 exons. The coding region runs from base 1 to 936 and encodes 311 amino acids. The record is from RefSeq and is a predicted model, not a curated record. Lineage: Eukaryota; Metazoa; Platyhelminthes; Cestoda; Cyclophyllidea; Taeniidae.
AUGACAAUCGGACAAUCUAACUGUGGCUUGAAGCAAGGGAAUAGAGGUCGUGGUGGUGAUCACACAGCCAGACCUGCUGUAGGGACACAUUUUCGCAGAUCUGCUGGCAGCGUGGAAGCGGGUGCGCAUUUUGCCAUGGCCAACGUUCGCGACGUCGGAGGGCAGAUCAGACACAAUCAAGAGAUGGACCAACCACUUAGUGGUGGCGGUCAGUAUCGGCACUUUCCCCCAGCUGAUGAAGUGGGCGGGGACAGUUCAGAUAUACUGAAUUCGUCGUCUAUCGGCGACGAUAACUUAUCUCGUGGGCGCCUUGUUGGCUCUAAUAACAGCAAUAAUAACCCAACCUCCCGUGACUCUGAUAUUGAUAACGAGGCGCCUGAAAUCGACGACGAUGAUGAUGCCAACGAAAAUGGCCCUAAUAUCAACGAAAUCUCAUCAGUCUACUACAUGCGUCGCCAACAGCGACGUCAGCAGCAGCGCCUAAGACGUCGUGACACGUCUUCCGCCUCAGUCUGUGGAGACACAGCAUCAAGACGACGUCCACCCAUCAGUCUUUCGCGCUCCUCCACUCGAAUUGGUCAAUCUUCCAUACCCCCACCACCUUCGGAGCCGCCGCCUUCGCUGCCACCUUGCGGUAUCGAUCUGAGUAGUCAGUGCUCAAUGUAUCCCGUUCUCGGCGCCGGCAGAUUCGGUCUUGUCGGUCAGCAGACAUCGGCCGCACUGCCCGCCAUGCUUCACAUUCCCGGCCUGCCUGUGAACUAUCCGCCUCCAGGCGGAAUCGUGAAUCUCGGCGAUGCCAAUCACCAACUCCUGCAAAUACAGCAAGCAGCUCUGCUUCAACAACAGCUGCAUCAGCGGAUCGCCUCUGUGAAUGCUACAGUUACAAUGGGUACUCAAGGAAAUCCUUAUCUUCAGGUGAGGUACUUCCUCCUCUAA